Phycomyces blakesleeanus NRRL 1555(-) is the source of this 2327-nucleotide messenger RNA. RefSeq lists its product as hypothetical. Gene Ontology annotation, cellular component: endoplasmic reticulum. The coding region runs from base 62 to 1711 and encodes 549 amino acids. The transcript is spliced from 8 exons. Lineage: Eukaryota; Fungi; Mucoromycota; Mucoromycetes; Mucorales; Phycomycetaceae. Gene Ontology annotation, molecular function: protein disulfide isomerase activity. The record is from RefSeq and is a predicted model, not a curated record.
CUUUCAUUUCUUUAAUUUUUUGAUUUUUCUGUCCCGAUAUACUUAUUUUUGAUUGGCAAUCAUGCAGCUCAUCUGGACUGUGAUUGCUUUUGUUGUAGCAACAGCAAAUCAUUUUGUAGACGGUGCAUCGUUGGAGUUGACAGGCGAUGACUUUAAGUCGACAACAAAAAAAGGCCUUUGGUUUGUCGAGCAUUUCUCUCCAUAUUGCCCUCAUUGCCAACAAUUUGCACCAACGUGGAAAAAACUCUCAGAUGAGUAUGCCGAUUUAGCAAACACCAAAGACUUUCACUUUGCCUCUGUAGACUGCUCUGUCCAAGGAGAUCUAUGCAAGGAAAACGACAUUAGAUUUUUCCCUACGAUUAAACUGUACAAGGAUGGAACUGAAUUGGAUACUUAUGCAGUACUACGCACUUGGGAAAAUCUAGUAGCUUACAUUGAAGAAAAAACCAAAGAAGACGAACCUGAACCUACUCCAGACGUGCCUAUUAUAAAGUCUAAUCCAGAAGGAAUAUCAGUGGAUCUAGAUGAGAGUAAUAUUGACAUACACCUGGGAAAUCCAGAUCGUCCAUGGUUUGUGAAGUUUUAUGCACCAUGGUGUAGUCACUGCCAAAGACUGGCUCCUACAUGGGUACAAAUGGCCAAAGAUUUAAAGGGUCAGGUAGAUGUAGGGGAAGUUAAUUGCAAUGAUCAUAGAGACUUGUGCACCAAAUAUGGAGUUUCUGGAUUUCCUACAUUGAAAAUGUUCGCUCAAGGAGAAAUUCACAAUUAUAUGGAAGACAGAUCUUUAUCAAGUCUUGUCGGGUUUGCAAAGAAGCUGGCAGGUUCCUCGGUCGUCGAAGUUACCUCUACACAAUUAGCAGAGAAAUUGAAGGAAGAAAAUGUUGCUUUGGUAUAUUUGUAUCAAAAAGAAACACAGGCAGCAGGAGGUCUGUGGAAGAAGGUAGCAGAGCAAUUUGCAGGAUCUCUGCCUUUUUAUAAGACUGACGAUAUCAAAGUUAUUGAGAAGUUCGGGCUUACUGUAUCAGACAUGCCAGCUGCUGUGAUUUUCAAAGAUGGCCAGGCAACAGUAUCACCAGUUCGUUCUUUUGAAGACACUGAUGCUGUUAAGGAAAUGCUUGUUGAAUGGAUUAAGAUGAACAGAUAUCCUCUCAUUACUCAUAUCACACCAGCCAAUGCACAAGAAAUCUUGCGUGGAGAACAUAUUGUAGUUUUGGGAGUUAUCCAUCCUGAUGACCAAGCUAGUAAAGCUGCCUUUGAGAAUACAGCCAAGAAGGUCACUUCCCAAGGAGGGAUGAAGACAGAGUCUAUCUUAUUUGCUGAACUAGAUGCUUCUACUUGGCGUGACUUUGCUUCAGAUACUUAUGGUGUCAACAAGGACGAGCAUCCAGCAUUGAUUAUUGUGGAUCCAAUGAACGAGGUCUACUUUUCGAGGGAUACCCAACAAGCAGCUUUGGAUAUCGACGAGCCAAUAUCACUUUUACGCACAUUGGAGGAUAUCUCAAGUCAAAAGCUGGUCGGAGUCUCACUAUUACCCUUACCAAGUGAAGCCAGCCGAAAAUUAGGUCAAAGCUAUCGUGCAAUUAGGUCGCACUGGUUUAUUACCUGCGCAACUUUUGGUGUGGUCGGUGCCUUGUUUUAUAAGGUUGUUUAUCGUAAAAAAGCACGCAGCAAUAUUUUGCCAUUUAGGCAACCAACUCAGCACAAGGACUGAUUUUAGGAAAGGUAGUUGAUGGAUAAAUAAAAAUAUAAAUUAUACACAUAAAUUAUAAAUAUAUAAUAUAUAUAUAUAUAUAUAUGUGUGUGUGUAUGUGUAUGUAUAUAUAUAUAUAUGUGUGUAUGUGUGUGUAAAUGAAACUAUAGUAUGUAAGCUCAAUUUGGAGCAAAUUUAUGAACUAUUGUUGUGGCUCGAGAAAUGGAGGCCGUGGGAGAUCAACAGUGCUGUGAGGUGAAGGUGUCGUGUAUUUAAUGCUUUUUGGGGACUGGCUAGGUUCAUUCAAAGACUUUGGCGAUUCGUCCUUUCUGCCUAGACUGGUAUCAAUGGGAGGCAAGACCGGCUUAUCAGACCCUGGAGAGAGUGUCAAUGGCUCUACAGACGCGCGUUCGGCAGUAUACUUGGCUUGGCGAAGUCGAAGUGUAGGCAAUUGCUGUUGUCUUGAGUGUGUACGAUGUUUGUAGAUUGUAGAUCUCUCGCUCGGUUCAAUGCAAGAUAAUCUUCGUGUUUUGGAGAAAGCUGAAUUACUACUGCUACUACCACUCCCUCUUUGGAUUUUUGCCUUGAGAGCUUCCAUAACCCUGUUGUGCGAGAGCUUUUGAUAUCGAUUAUAAGA